UGAACGAAACUGCAGCACAGUCCGACUCAAAAGCUGUUCCUAUACAAGAGAAAUCUAUUCAGACUUUCGAUAACCAACACAGUGUCUAGCAGCAGUUAACAGCACUUAGCAGCGAUCAGUAUUUCUCUUGUACUCCUGGACAUUACCAUCUGUAAAUGAACCACGAAAUGAUGGCCUCACUGUAUGUGGGUGAUCUGCACCCCAAGGUGACGGAAGCCUUGCUUGCGAGGACGUUCAGCCCUGCAGGCCGCAUUCACUCCAUCCGGAUCUGCAGGGACUAUAAGACCCGCUCCUCACUCGGCUAUGCUUUUGUCAACUUUGAGCAGCGGGCCGACGCUGAGCGAGCAAUGGAAAUGUUUCAUUUUGAGCUCCUUAUGGGACGGCCUAUGCGCGUCCAGUGGUCUCAGAGGGAUUCAUCCCUGAGGAACUCCACCGUUGGAAACCUGUUCAUCAAGAACCUGGACAAGUCGAUUGACACCUUGGCCCUUUUUGACACCUUCUCGGCCUUUGGGAAGGUCCUGUCUUGCAAGGUUGUAGGUUAUAAGAACGGGUCGAAAGGGUACGGCUACGUCCAUUUUGAGUCUGCAGAGGCAGCGGAUUUUGCGAUGAACAGGCUCAACGGCAAACUGUUGAACGAACGUAAAGUCUUCAUUGAGCACUUUAAGUCCCGUGAGGAGCGCAAGGCUCAGGCGGGCCGCUGGGGCAGGAUGCCGGUGUACGUGGGUGUGGCCCAGCAGAAAGAUGAAUGUCAGGCUUACCCUGCCCAUCAGAACAGGCAGAGGAUGGCAAGCAUGGAGGCUCAGAACCUGGCUGUGUCUUACACCCCUAGCCAGAAGAUCGAGCCCCGCCCGGAUCUGCUCUGGACUGCCCAGACCAUCCAGUCACAAUAUGUCCAGAAUAUACCCGAUGUGGUUCAACCUGCACCGGUGCAUCAGCAGACUGGUGGCACCAUCACAUCAAGUAGUCAGGCACCAUGUUUGAAUGAAGAAUGUAUAACCAUCAUUACACCAACACCUGAUUUUACUGCCCCAGCUGCAGACACUCUUCCGUCUCUGGAAAGUGUCCCCAUUGUAGAGAAAGUUCCACCUGUAGAUAGCGUACCAGCUGUAGACACUCUUCUGUCUCUGGAAAGUGUCCCAGCUGUAGAGACAGUUCCACCUGUAGAUAGUGUCCCAGCUGUAGACACUCUUCCAGCUGCAGACACUCUUCAGUCUCUGGAAAGUGUCCCGGUUGUAGAGACAGUUCCACCCAUAGAUAGUGUCCCAGCUGUAGACACUCUUCCAGCUGCAGACACUGUUCCAGCUGCAGACACUCUUCCGUCUCUGGAAAGGGUCCCCGUUGUAGAAACAGUUCCACCCAUAGAUAGUGUCCCAGUUGUAGACAUUCUUCCAGCUGCAGACACUCUUCCAGCUGCAGACACUCUUCCGUCUCUGGAAAGUGUCCCAGUUGUAGAGACAGUUCCACCUGUAGAUAGUGUCCCAGCCGUAGACACUCUUCCAGCUGCAGACACUCUUCCGUCUCUGGAAAGGGUCCCCGUUGUAGAGACAGUUCCACCCAUAGAUAGUGUCCCAGCUGUAGACAUUCUUCCAGCUGCAGACACUCUUCCGUCUCUGGAAAGUGUCCCAGUUGUAGAGACAGUUCCACCUGUAGAUAGUGUCCCAGCUGUAGACACUCUUCCAGCUGCAGACACUCUUCCGUCUCUGGAAAGUGUCCCAGUUGUAGAGACAGUUCCACCUGUAGAUAGUGUCCCAGCUGUAGACACUCUUCCAGCUGCAGACACUCUUCCGUCUCUGGAAAGUGUCCCAGUUGUAGAGACAGUUCCACCUGUAGAUAGUGUCCCAGCUGUAGACACUCUUCCAGCUGCAGACACUCUUCCGUCUCUGGAAAGGGUCCCCGUUGUAGAGACAGUUCCACCUGUAGAUAGUGUCCCAGCUGUAGACACUCUUCCAGCUGCAGACACUCUUCCGUCUCUGGAAAGGGUCCCCGUUGUAGAGACAGUUCCACCCAUAGAUAGUGUCCCAGCUGUAGACACUCUUCCAGCUGUAGACACUCUUCCAGCUGCAGACACUCUUCCAUCUCUGGAAAGUGUCCCCGUUGUAGAGACAGUUCCACCCAUAGAUAGUGUCCCAGCUGUAGACACUCUUCCAGCUGUAGACACUCUUCCAGCUGCAGACACUCUCCCGUCUCUGGAAAGUGUCCCCGUUGUAGAGACAAUUCCACCUGUAGAUAGUGUCCCAGCUGUAGACACUAUUCCAGCUAAAUGAAUUAGCUCCAGAGUGUUAAAAUCUUAAGCAUUAACUGAGACGAAUUAACAUCACAGAGUCACAGAGAACUCACAGAGAUUAUUUUGUAAAUGGCUGAGUUACAUAAAGAACAGAGAUUUGACCUGAUUGCUGAGACUUCGUCAGAAAAGGGGGAAUAUUCUUCGAAUAGUGUCUUGUCAAAUCUGAAAAUAAGUUCUCUAAUAGACCAUGAACACCCUAGCUAUCUCAGAAAUCUGAAAUUAUCUUAAAUCUGAAUGUACAUAACAUUAGAUCAGGAAUGUAUAUAACAUUAGAACUUUUUGUAGUCAUGUAUAUUUUAGAGUAAAAAUUGGUGUAAAAUCUAUAGAAAUAAGGUUAUUUUUGGUCAAGGUAUACCUGUCUAUAUAAUUUGUGUUAGAGACUGAUAUGACUUACUUAAAUUAUAUCAAAAUAAAGAAAUUAAAGUCCACUUUGUCCCCAUCCUUCCAACACCAACAAAAGGGGAAAAUGGCUGUAUUAUGUAGCCAAACUGCGUUUGGGAUUUUAUUUAGAGAGAAAGUGAGUGAGUGAGACAGAAAUUGAGUGAGUGAGCGAGUGAGACAGCAAUCAACAUUACAUUACUGCACAUAAUGUAAUGUCUUUGUUAAUUACAUUAACUACACUUACAUGGGCAGUUAUAAUCGAGCUACUGUGUAGUCGAGCUACAGUCUUAUUUGUCUGUCCGAGUAUACAUGACACAAUGUGUAAUCGAAUGAUUGAUACGGUUUGGUGCGAUCCCUUGUGUUGCACAUUACCUCUUGUAAUGAUCUGGGAGUAUUUCCAGUUAAGACCAGGAGUCAGGGGUGCAACUGCACAUUUGCCGAGGGAUAUGCAAGAUCAGAAUUGGUGCCCCCAAAUCCCACCCACAGGAACAUUGAAGGUGAAGUAAAUAUGACAGAAAUAUGUUACAUGUAUCAAAAGUAUAUAAUCCUAUAUUUUUAGCAUACUCUGUUAUUUCCACACAAUUGUAUUAGUGCCUGUAAAUGAAAAGUACUAAAUAUAAUAUUUAAGCAAUAUUACCAGGC
This is a messenger RNA of Ictalurus punctatus (channel catfish), 3307 nucleotides long. RefSeq names its product calphotin-like. NCBI's taxonomy places the organism in Eukaryota, Metazoa, Chordata, Actinopteri, Siluriformes, Ictaluridae. Gene Ontology annotation, cellular component: ribonucleoprotein complex; nucleus; cytoplasmic stress granule. The coding region runs from base 156 to 2264 and encodes 702 amino acids. Gene Ontology annotation, molecular function: mRNA 3'-UTR binding; poly(A) binding; poly(U) RNA binding. The transcript is spliced from 7 exons. The record is from RefSeq and is a predicted model, not a curated record.